CGCUCUUCAUAAUUCAGUAAUACUGCCAAGUUGGACGAGAUUCUUUUUUGACAAUAUGCUCAAAGUUUACCGUUCAGCGAAGCUAUAACAGAGGUUGUUGGCGAACAAUGUCUUUCGCAUAUAAUCCUAAGGCCAUGAGAAAACCACGACCAUCUUCCGGGCACCAAUAAAGCCCAAAGCACGACCGUCAUGACAGAUCACCACUCGAAACCCGUUGGCAAAACUGUUGAGUUGUUUACAUCAACAUGGCGGAAUACGGGGAAGGGACAGAAGGGCGAAGAAAGUGGUUCAUCCCGCUGGAGAAGACGAUCCUGACAGCCCUGGUCGAGCAGCAGAAAUCGAUCGUCGAGUCAAAGAAAAGGGACGGGGCCUCCAACAGAGAGAAGGAGAAGGUGUGGGAGGUGAUCGCCGCCCAGUUCUCGGCCCAUCCGUCCACGCAGCCGAGGACGAGCCGGGAGCUAAGGCGCUGCUGGGAGAAUAUGAAAGCGAGAGCGAAGAAGGCUCUGGAGAGUGAUCGAGCAAGAGAAGGAUCUGAAGACAAUAGAAACCUUGGUUCAGCUGUGACACCAGAAGUGGAAGCCGUGCUGAAUGUCAUCAGCCCGUAUGAUGAUGUGAAGAAUGUUGUGGUAGAUCCACAAGAUAUAGUGCCAGAUUGUCUUAUGCCAGAAGCCUCUGCAACAACAAACUCCAAUAUCAGAAUGGAGAAUUUUCAGACCAGUCAGUCAUCUGCUUCUGACAACUCCCAGAACUGUGAACAACCCUCUUAUUAUGAAAAGCCUAAUGCUGACUUAACUGCCAACAUAGGACCUUCAAGGCGAACAAGAAAACAAAAAAUGGACCAGCUAUGUGACCAAGAUAUCUUAUUAGCUCAGUUGCAAAUGCAGCAAGCACAGUUGUCAAUAGAAAAUUUAAGACUGGAGAGGAAAACACUUCAGGAACGAUACCAGCAACAAAGGGAAGCUCAUGAAUGGCAGAGAGCACAGCAUGAAGCCAACCUAAAUUUAGCCAUGUUGCAAAUCAAAUUUUGGGAAAAGAAAACUGGAUAUGGGGAUAUGGAAACAUGAACUUGGGUCAGGAAAUAUGCAGGGGCAAAAUUUCUCUAAAAGGAUAUUUUGAUCUUUGAAUGCUGACUAUUGGAAGUAUUAGCAGCGGUUAUGACUGUCAGAUUUAUUGGGAGUACCUGAGUUAAUCAUGAUCUUAUAUUAAAUGUUAUGAAAGUUUUUAAUUGUUUUAUGUUAUAUAUGGUUAUAUAGUGUAAAUUUGCUAAAAUCUGACUUAUUUGUUGACAACAAAAAUGAGUUUGAUAAUAUGUUGCACAUUGUGUAUUUUUUAAUACUUUAACCAUUCUAGUUUUAAUAAGAAAAUAUAUAAGAAUAGACAUAUAUAUACAAAUACAUAUAUUUUUGUUAUAUUAUGCUUUGUAAUGUGUGCAGGAUGAAAUCCAGAAACUGUAAUGGAUCGCAGUUGUUCACAAAUUAGCUUUACUUCUAAAGUGAGAAGGUAAUGAGUGAUUAUUUACACUAUGAUGCUAAUAACUGGGGUAUCUAGUGAUAUUCAGCAAUAUAGAAUUACAAAGGCUUUACAUCAUAGGAAGGGCUGCCGUCUCUGAAUGAGGGAGGCUACAUUACUCCCCUGACAAGCUCAGGGUGACUGGUGCUUACACAGAUAAACAUAUUUGAGAAUAUAAUGGGUAAAUGAUGCUUAUUCAAGAUACCUCAAGAACUUACAACUAACCGGAAGCAUUUCAUCCAGAUAACCAGAAGUGUACCCUACCUCAGUAUAAAGGUGACUUCUACAAUAUUAAGUAAUAUAAUAUCACAUUUAACUACUUAAUUCCUUCAAUGUAGAUUAUUGAACAAGCUGUUGCAUCUUCCAUGUUAUUUCUACCUUAGAAAGGCAGUGAUUGUGAUAAGACAAAAGAUGCAGUGGUAAAGUUUCAGGCACCUAGGCCAGUGUUCACAAAAGGCCAUAGGAUUUUCUUUGACAAAUGUAAAGGACUGUCCUAAAAACAGUCUGACUCCAAAAUUUGUCUAUGACUCGGUCAAAAGACUGUUCUUAGAGAUUUAGUCUCUUGACUCUCCCUGUCACCAUAGAUCAAAGUUAACCUAAAUCCGACGGGCAUGACAUGUAAGUACAUGCCAUGCCCACUGUGAGUCUACUUUGUUUUUAUACAUAGAUGGCUACACUUGUACUAAGUCACCAAAGAGCCAUUUACAACUACUACCUGUCUCACCUGUUUACCCUUUUCCUUAAUUUUCUAAAAUAUUUUAUGCUAUCUUAUAUUGCCACUACUAAUGUCAAUAAGAUUAUAGUAAAUAUAAUGUCUAUAAUAAAAGUAACACCAUCAAUAUUCAUAGCAAUAGUAAAAAAAAAAAGAAAAAAAAAAAAUCCUACCAAUUGAAGGAAAGGUGAAAUCAGGUUGGGUUACAAGGUCUACUAAUUGACUCCUUUGAGCCAUCUGUGUGCAGAGAUAUUUCACAAAAAAAAAUUUAAAUGAGCACAUCAUUUUCACAGCGGCAUUGAGUUAACAGCUAAUUUGAACUGAUAUUUACUUUUUAAAAGACCCUAUAAUAAUAAUUCAUUGAAAUGAAAUUACUGUUGCAGAGAAUCUGAAGUAUAUGAUGACUGUCAUAUUACAUAUCUAUUAUCUUCUAUAUGUUCAUGAUGCACCCCUCUACAUUUAUCAUCAUUGUGUCAAGCUGAGAGGUUGUGUGGCCCCAGUUCUAUUAAUCAAUGAGAAAAAAAAUAGUAAGCAUGGAGGAAAUGGCUUAAUUAAUAUGACAAUAAGUGAAAAAGUAAAACUUU
Molecule: messenger RNA, 2805 nt
Organism: Penaeus monodon (black tiger shrimp)
Lineage: Eukaryota; Metazoa; Arthropoda; Malacostraca; Decapoda; Penaeidae
Product: myb/SANT-like DNA-binding domain-containing protein 3
Exons: 3
Coding region: 246-1064 (272 amino acids)
Source: RefSeq, a predicted model, not a curated record